AUGUUAAUUACGGUGCAUAAAACAGCUGGACUGGUAAUUUCUAUAGUGAUUUUAUUGUCAGUCAGAAAUGCGCAUACUUUAGCGUUUAUUAUGGAAAAUCCCCUACAAGCAUUAUUAAAGCGAAGCUGGCUGUUUCAAUACGAGACAGUGUCGUCUAAGGUACAAAUCACUGAAUUAUUUCUGCGCAAACAUUUAUCCCUGUGGAUCAUCAUGUGCACCAUUAGAUUAUCAUGGUCACUUGAGGUCAUACGAGCUCGCUACAGAAUAGAAAAAUACAUAAAACGAGAAAUAUCAAAAGGAGAAAUUCAACGUUAA
Molecule: messenger RNA, 315 nt
Organism: Schistosoma turkestanicum
Lineage: Eukaryota; Metazoa; Platyhelminthes; Trematoda; Strigeidida; Schistosomatidae
Source: the annotation of a GenBank genome assembly